UUUACGACGCAUUCUUGCCGGGACAAUGACUGGCGUGUUGGCGCUUUCUUUUGGGCGUCCGAUAACCUGUCGCUCUCUCCGUAUCUUCCGCUGCAGGCUGCGAUCGCUCCCCGCCUAAGUGGUGCACUGAGCAACCGUCCUGGCUUCCCGUCUGCGCAGCUUCGGUCAGACCACCGCCUGGACCACGAGAGUCGGCUGUCUGGAUGGCAUAGCCAACAUGGAGCUACUACUGCCGCCACCGCCUUCACCACCAUCGCCACUGCAUUGGGCGCUAGCAGCUCUGUGUACCUGCUGCUUCUGGCAUUUAGCACGCUCGUUUCAGCAGGUCUGCUACCUGGUGGCGCCGACCAACUCGACAGAUUCGCUUCCCAUCGCCUCGGUGAACGUACAAAUGUGCAGCCACGUCAUCAUGGGCUUCGGCACCGUCGACGAAGACGGUAGCAUCAACUUGGACGCGCUCGGUGGCCCCCAGGGACUGGCCUCACUGGUCACUCUGCGAAAGCGCCGACCGGACAUCAAGCUUAUGAUCUCCAUCGGAGGUGGAGGCGGCGAGGGCAACUUCAGGACCAUGGUGUCCAGUGCCGACAGCAGAUGGAGGUUCAUCGCCUCGGCGAUAUCAGCACUGCGAGCGGCUCGCCUGGACGGACUCGACAUCGACUGGGAGUUCCCCAAGCUGCUGGAUGCCGCUCGCUUUUCACGCCUACUCAAGACGGCGUACAUGGAGUUCAAGAAGGAAGCCUACUUGCCCCUGCUGCUGUCCGUUGCGGUGCCUGCUCAAAGCUUGCUUGUCAUUGGCGCAUAUGACGUAUACUCCAUGGCCAGGUCCGUGGACUUUGUGAACCUGAUGACGUACGACUUGAACAUCUAUAACUGGUACACGCCCUGGGUGCGUCAUAACAGCCCUCUUUUUCCUAACGCCAACGAUGCGCCGUACUUCAAUACGCUCAACGUGGAGUCUAGCGCCAAGCUGUGGGCGUCGCUGGGCAUGCCGAAGUCCAAAAUCAUGGUGGGCAUUCCGACCUACGGACUGUCGUGGGUGCUGCGCGACUCCGGCCGCUGGACGGUCGGCUCGCUCGCCUCCGGUCGCGACAAGCACGGCGGCGGAUUCGUCACUUACGCCGACGUGUGCAGGUUGCUGAAAAACGGCGCUCACCGGGAGUACGACCCCGAAGCCAUGGUGCCUUACCUGCACCGAGAAAAACUGUGGGUCAGCUAUGAAGACCAGCAGAGCGUCGCAGUCAAGGCGUCGUGGAUUGUGAGCAACGGCUACGGAGGCAUCAUGACUUUCAGCCUCAACGCGGACGACUGGGCCGGAGUCUGCGGCGACGGACGCUUUCCCCUGCAGAGGAGCAUCGCGAGCGCGGUUACAUUGGAGAAGGCAGUAGUGGCUGGCCUCGAGGCUACACCUUGAGACCUGUGCCACGUCCAGGAAAGUAUGAGCGUGCCGACUCAACGCGUCCGGGUGUCUUUUUUUUUUUUUUUAGCAGCUUCCUCCUCAUCAGUACCCUACGACCACAUGUAGGCGUUGUUAUUCUUUUUUCCGUCUAGAACUCGGUCGAACAGCCCGCGAGUGUUGACGGAGAGACAGCUAUAGAGGCGGUCACUAGUUUUCCGAUCCAGUGGUUGCCUUUGUGCUUUAGUUAAGCGACUUCGUUGAAGUUCGUUCUGCCAAGGCGUGCGAACCGUACGAGAAUUUAUGUUAAGGUCGAGACGAACAUAACCGGUAAGAAGGAUGAGCCGUAACAACGCCGAGUAGGGAUGGCCGCGAGUCACGUAAUGUCAUAGUACAAUGACAGUACCACUUCACCUACAAGGCCGAAAAGCGACGUUAACGUGUGAUAACGUGUGAUAUAUUUUUUCGUUUUGGGCAUACACGUGCCAGAAGUGCAUAAGAAUUCCUCUAAGCGGGCCAGCCACAGCUUUGGUCUUGAGCGCAGCAGUGGACUAAGUACAUUUGGCAUAGACCUUUCCAAUACAUGGCGAUGACAGCGGAUACAAGCAGAGUCUUUCCAGGCCGCGAAAAGUUUUCAAUGGCGCUCUAAUAUUAUCGACUACGAUACAAGUCGCCCGCUGCGCUCUCAUCAUGGUCGGCAUUCAUGGAGAUACGAGGAAUGCAACUCGAGAAGGCCGUAGACCGACAGAACACGAUUUUUUUUCUCUUUUAGGACCAACCGCAUCUAACUUUUAGGCCAUAAAUUCAAAGAAUGGACGAGAGUAUGUAAAUUACUGAGUCAUGUUUUUAGUAGAAUUUGCGUAUCGUCAAGCUUUUUUUCUACUUCAUCGGACCUUCCCUUCGCCAGCUGUUUAUUUUCACGUGUAUGCACCGACGAACACGCACAUCAUCCCAUUUCCGCAAUCAUAUCCCCUUGUAACGGUCGUGACUUACCGUGUGUGCCCCCUGGCAUCCUUCACAUCAACGCAUCUCGUGUUACGAUUGCGCACAAGAGGCCAGCCCAAAUACGCACGCUUUGUUACUGUAUACGCGAGGGAGCGUCAUGACAUCACAACCUUUCACCUCGUGACACGCGUUGCUGACAAGAAAGACGGCGCAAGCUCUUUUUCUGCAAGCAAGGCGCACAUUUGAAUGUCAUCAAAGGCAUGCCAUCUUGAGCUACGUUAUAAUGAUCUGAUUUUCUCGAAACAUCCUUUUCACUCUGGCCUCUGUCAUUGAGUAAAAAAAAAACUGACAAAAACUA
Rhipicephalus microplus (southern cattle tick) is the source of this 2696-nucleotide messenger RNA. Its product is annotated as chitotriosidase-1. Lineage: Eukaryota; Metazoa; Arthropoda; Arachnida; Ixodida; Ixodidae. Gene Ontology annotation, cellular component: extracellular region. The record is from RefSeq and is a predicted model, not a curated record. Gene Ontology annotation, molecular function: chitin binding; chitinase activity. Gene Ontology annotation, biological process: carbohydrate metabolic process; chitin catabolic process.